GUGGAACGCGGUGAGGUCACGGAAGCACCGCGGCCCGAUCCUGCUAGCGCUGUUGCUGUAGCUGGUGGUUGCUAUGGUAACAGGGCCCGUGAGGGAGAGGCGUGCCGAGCCGGGAUAGAAGGGCCCAGCAUGGAAAGCGGGCUCGAGCAGGUCAGAAAUAAAAAUCAGACUGGAAGAUGGAGAUGUACGAAACCCUUGGCAAAGUGGGAGAGGGGAGUUAUGGAACAGUAGUGAAGUGCAAACACAAGGAAACAGGACAGAUAGUAGCCAUUAAGAUAUUCUAUGAGAAACCAGAAAAAUCUGUCAACAAAAUUGCUAUGAGAGAAAUAAAGUUUCUAAAGCAAUUUCGUCAUGAAAACCUGGUCAACCUGAUAGAAGUAUUUAGACAGAAAAAAAAAAUUCAUUUGGUGUUUGAAUUUAUUGAUCAUACAGUUUUAGAUGAGCUACAACAUUACUGUCAAGGACUGGAUAAUAAAAGACUUAGAAGAUACCUCUUUCAGAUCCUUCGAGCAAUUGAGUAUCUCCACAGCAACAAUGUCAUACAUCGUGAUAUCAAACCUGAGAAUAUCUUAGUAUCCCAGAUGGGAAUUACUAAACUAUGUGAUUUUGGUUUUGCUCGGACAUUAGCUGCCCCUGGUGAUAUUUAUACAGAUUAUGUGGCCACACGAUGGUACAGGGCUCCAGAACUGGUAUUAAAAGACACCACAUAUGGGAAACCUGUGGACAUCUGGGCUUUAGGUUGUAUGAUCAUUGAGAUGGCCACUGGAAAUCCUUAUCUACCCAGUAGCUCUGACCUAGACCUACUCCAUAAAAUUGUGACAAAAGUAGGGAAUUUGACACCUCAUCUUCAGAGUAUUUUUAUAAGGAGUCCAGUUUUUUCAGGGGUUGUUCUUCCGGAAGUCCAGCAUCCUAAAAAUGCAAGGAAAAAGUAUCCCAAGCUCUGUGCAUUACUGGCAGAUAUUGUUCAUGCUUGUUUACAAAUGGAUCCCACUGAUAGGAUCUCAUCUACAGAUCUGCUGCAGCAUGACUAUUUUACUAGAGAUGGAUUUAUUGAGAAAUUCUUACCAGAACUGAAGGCUAAAUUAUUACAAGAAGCAAAGUUAAAUUCUCUUUCAAAACUCAGAGAGAAUAAUAAAGAGAUUGAACUAAUAAAAGAUGAAAAGAGAACUAUUCAUAUUAUUGCCUCUCAGAAUAGUCCAAUGGUUGGGAAGAUGUUUUGGGACAACAGUACCAAGGAUUCUUCCAGUUGUAAAGCGGUCCUCAAACUAGGGAGCAAGGAACAUUUCUUGGAUAUUGAAAAGGACAAAAAAUCAAAGGACUUAAAAGUAAAAGGUACAAAAGUGAAAGGAGGGAAACCAGAGAUUCCAGAAAUAAAAAAGAUUGAACAAGAAGAUGCAGUUAAUCAGUGGGCUCCUUCCUCACAGAAUCCUCCCAGUUUUCCUCAAGAGAGUAAACCUACAAUCACUGAGAUAACCACCACUGCAGCAGCUAGCAACGAUCCCAGCGGUGUGAAGGAAGAUCCUCCACUAAUAGCAGUUGGUACAACAAUGCCACCCAUCAAUCCAAAUUGUGGGAACCUUACUACUGCAAAUUUCAAUUCACCCUUCCCACACUCAAAUACAAGGCUACCUGAAAAAGCAAAGAAAAGGAGAAGCCCUUGGCAGUCAGUGGGACAAAUAGGUCCAAACAACAGACAGGAUGAUGGGACUCUGGCUCAAACUCAAACAGAAAAAGUCACACUGUAUGAACGAGCUGCUCAGAUUGAUCAAAUGGCCAAUAUGAACCGAAAGAAACGCAGUAUUUCAAAAUCUGAAAAGAAAGACAUCCAUUUUCCAGAACUGCCAGUAACAGCACAACAAAAGGAGCUGAAAGGAAUGGAAGUUAAACAGGUAAAAGUGCUGAAGAGGGAGUCAAAGAAAUCUGAAGUAUCUAAAAUACCAUCUUUACUACACGUGGAUCAGAAUCAAGAAAAACAAGAGAAUACUGGAAAUACACAAAGUGAAAAUAAAACCAAUCUGCCGGAUGUAGAAUAAGCAGUGUAGAAGCAUGAAGCUUGAGAGACUGCAGAAUCACAAAGGUCACUGGAGCAGCUGGAAAAGUUGUUAAAUCAUCACUGACUGGAUGAAUCAAGAUUUCCUUUAUUCCUUGGCUUUGUCUUUUCCCCAAACUGUUAGAUCACAAUAAACUGGAGGAGGUGAAGCUUCCUCAUUCUAUACAUACAAAGCUGUAGCAUCAAAGUUUGAAGUUUCUAAGUACUGUAACAACAAUUUAGCUAACUGCAGCAAUGGAGGGAGAAGAAGCCACUGAGUACCUUAUUAUGAGGACCCUCAUUUUCCUUCUUGUCUUUAUCCUUAGGAGAUAAGGAAGAAAAAUACUUGGUAGUAAAAUAUGUAAAACUUUAUAGUGAAAAGAAACCAAACAGGGAGAAUUAAACAUAACUUAAGGAUAGGUAUUUGGGGCUAAGGGAAAUCUAAAGAAAAGAGUGGAACAUUUAAAAAAGACCCAACGUGUAAACGUUAUUAAAAGUACCUGUUUCACUUUAUGGCUAUUUAACAUGGUGGCCGUUUAAAUCUAGCAAUUAAAAUAUACUAUUUAAAUACUACUAACAUUUUAAAAAAGCAGAUUUUAUGGUAGCAAAGCAAUCAAACAAUCAAAAUUAGGUUACUUGAGAACAGUUUAAUUGAUUUUUAUUUAAUGUCUGAGGCAUGCAAGAUUAAACACAUAUACCAGGGUCCAUACAAUUUCGCCUUGCUAUUUGCUGUAAGCCAACUAUGCAGCAGUGACACUCUAGCUCUUCUUAAGUGUUGAUAGGUUUAAAUGGGAAGUAUUUGACUGACAGGCACUAAUUAUAAUUAAAAACAUGUUUUUGUGGGUUGUCUCAGCUGUGAAUGUGAAUUAGCUGUACAGUCCCCCCCCCCCCCCACCCAAUGCAGAGUUGUUGUAGGCAAAUGUGUAAUAUCACUAGCGUGUAGCCAGCAGCUUGGAAUUUCUGUUUUAUGUGUGCUGGAUGAUCCUUUGCCGCCUCCUCACCAGCACUGAACCAAUACAUUCCCAGAGUAGACCCACCGUUAUACACAAUGCUCACAUAGUGGGGAUAUUUGAAUUUAGAGAUGAGAGACUAUGCUGAGAUUUGGAAGGGUGGGGUGUUAUUACUUAGUGCUAGAUCUCUCAAAUAUCAGCAUUUAAACCUCUCCCGCUGCAGGUCUAGGGAACCAUUUCUUACCUUAAAUGUAUUUUGGGGGAUGGGUGUACAUGGUGUCUAGUAAGCCCAUUGCCACCUAGUCUGGAAAAGGCCUUCUUGGAGGUGGAGGUCAGAUUUGGGAGGAAGAAGUGCGCUUACCACACACCCAACCCCAAAACAGAAGAUGGGAGACCAUCCACCUAGUGUACUUUGAAGAUCCUCAGAGGAAAGGGACUGCAGCUAUGAGGCUCAAAGACAUGGUGCUAGGGGGAGGCUGCAAGAAUAAACAGCUAAAGAUUUUCCAGUUACCAUGGCCUAUUGCAUAGCGCACUGGACUGGGACUCAGGAUACAUAGGUUCUAUUCAUAGUUGUGUCAAGGGCCUGCUGGCUAAUCUUGGACAAGUGACUUUGCUAUGCCGUGCCUCAGUUUCCUCAUCUGUAAAAUGGCGAUACUGACAUCUUUUGUAAAUUGCCAUGAGACUCUAUGAUGAAAAGGGCUUAUGAGAGCUAGGUAUUAUUAAUUGAAAACAGUCAGUUUCCCCAAAGAGGGCCAAUAGUUGGACUCUUCUGGAAGUGUGUUUGCCCAUCCUUGUUAGAUACAGAAUUCGACAGGGUGGUAAAAAGAAGUCCCAAUGAGGAACUUAAAUAACUUCCCAGUCUUUGCCUUAAGAAAUUCUUCCUCCAGGAAGAAUAGCAUAUGACUACGUCCACCCUGUAGAGUUAACCAGUGUAACAACAAUGCUGUCAAAUAUCAUGGAUAUAGGCAGGAACUUCCCUCAAGGCAAAAAUGUACAACUGAGAAUAGAACUGCGUAUCUGAGUAAUAAGAAAGCGACCACUAUAUUCAAAAGUAUUUGUUACAUUUAUUGUUGCAGCUACAGGCAUGUUUCUGCUCACAGGUUUACAGAUCAUGAUUUGUCUUUGGAAGACUAACAAAAAAUUAGGGUUCUGAUCCUAAAAGGUGUGAGAUAUUUAUUCCUCUCCGUGUCAUUCUCUGAGUUUUUCUGCAGAAAGAGUGAACAAAUACACUAGAGUGUUAGUUAUACAGAAAAUAAGUGGGAGAGCCAAGAACAGAACCUUAUGGUCUCCUGACUCCAGUCCAGUGCCCUAUCCACUAGACAACAAAACGUCUGUUCUCUGCCACAGAUGUACUGUAUGAACUUCGACAAUUGUAUAACCUCACCAUGCUUCAGUUUCUUUUCACUAUAGGAGUAUUUGGAAAUGUCUUUCAUUAGUGUUUGCAAAAUGCUUGGAGAUCCUUGGAUAGAUGAUGAUAAAUAAGUCCAUAUUAAGACAUGAGAAGUAAUUCUUCUGCUCUACUCCACACUGAUAAGGCCUCAACUGGAAUUUUAUGUCCAGUUCUGGGCAUCACAUUUCAGGAAAGAUGUGGACAAAUUGGAGAAAGCACAGAGGAGAGCAACAAAAAUGAUUAAGAUAUAGAAAACAUGACCUAUGAGGAAAGAUUGAAAAAAAAUGGAUUUGUUCAGUCUUGAGAAGAGAAGACUGAGUGGGGACAUGUUAAUAGUUUAAGUUCAUAAAAGUUUUUUAUUAGGAGAAAAGCGAAAAAUUGUUCUUGUUAACCUCUGAGGAGACAAGAAGCUUAAAUUGCAGCAAGUGAGGUUUAGGUUGGACAGUAGGAAAAACUUCCUGUCAGGAGAGUUAAGCACGGAACAAAUUGCCUAGGGAGGUUGCGGAAUCUCUGUUAUUGGAGGUUUUUAAGAACAGGUUAAACAGACACCUUGCAGGAAUGUGCUAGUUAUUACAUUGUCCCGCCUUGAGUGCUGGGAACUGGAAUAGAUAACCUCUCAAGGUCCCUCCACAGUCCUACACUGCUAUGACUUUAUUCAUAGUAUUUUUUUUUAUUAUUACUCACAUGAAAUCAUACAGGCAAAUUCAGCGUUGUUGAAAACACAAACAACUUUACCAAUGGCACUAUAGUUGCAUCCACUUAUGCCAGAGGUUAGUUUGUCUCAUUAUCCUCUGUCACCUCAAAGUCAUUUCCACAGAACAUAAUAGUAAUUCUACAGAUGUAGUUAAAAGGAAAUACAGUUUAAAGUUGUAUAGGGUAUGUGGCAGUCCCUUUAAUUUCUUUCAUCAUUAAUCAUUGGACCAGAUUAAUUCGUUGUGCAACUUCCAUUGGAGUAAGCGUUAUGGCAGGGACUAAUUUAGCCCACUGUGGGUCUUUUGUGUUCAGUCUCAUGCCAUUUUUCAUUAGGAUUUCAUCCUUGCCCCAACGCCUGCAUAUUGGAGGAGUUUCCUUUAUAUGUAGAACACCUUACUUAUCAAUACUAUACCAGUUAUAGGUGAGUUCUUUGGGAGAUGAGCAUUAUGCCAGCCACAGCUGUAGCUGGGUGAAAUGUAUUGUGAAACGUUUGCUGAAACCUCACUCUAGCUCAAGAAUUUUUCAGGAGCAUCUAGUGCCCAAAAAAACCAUAUCACCGAGGAAUUCCUCAUUUAAUGAAAACAUUACCUGACAUCCAGGAGAACCUAGCACAGUUCCACUGCUACUUGUGAAAUUCAUGGCUUUAUUUUCAGAUGCUUCCUCCUCUGUAAGCCAUAGAACUUGAAAACCCCACCUCAUUUGCAUUUGAGUUACACAUAAGGCAGCUGCAGUGAGCAUUCAGGAUUGGUAGCCAUCCAACAGUAGCAUCCAGCCAGAACAUGGAGAAGCCCUAUUUGGAUAUUAUUGGUGAACAACCUUCCCACAUACCAUCUUCUUGGGGUAUUGUGAUGACAUGAUUUCAGCUAUGGGCCAGUCUGGCCCUUGGAAGAGAUUUCAUCUUUCUUCUAAAUCCUUUUCUUUCUAUGAAGGAGAUAACUCUGUGCUUCUGAUUAAAGUUUGAACAUUCUUAAA
Messenger RNA from Chelonia mydas (Green sea turtle), 6034 nucleotides. It is a transcript of the gene CDKL3, whose product is annotated as cyclin dependent kinase like 3. Gene Ontology annotation, molecular function: cyclin-dependent protein serine/threonine kinase activity; ATP binding. NCBI's taxonomy places the organism in Eukaryota, Metazoa, Chordata, Testudines, Cheloniidae. The transcript is spliced from 15 exons. Gene Ontology annotation, biological process: protein phosphorylation; negative regulation of axon extension; positive regulation of dendrite morphogenesis. The record is from RefSeq and is a predicted model, not a curated record. The coding region runs from base 177 to 2033 and encodes 618 amino acids. Gene Ontology annotation, cellular component: nucleus.